GGUCAGACCUGCUGCUGAUCAUGUGACCUGUCUGACUACGUAAUCCAGAUUUACUUUUGCACGAGGCCUGUUUACAAACAGUGCUGGAAUAUCUAAACUAGUCUGCUCUAGUUUUGUAAACCUGCUGCAGCGUUACAAAAGACUUGGUACGACAGAAUGAAAGUUGCUGUGAUUGGUCAGAGUUUGUUCGGGGCGGAGGUGUAUCGACUACUACAGAAGGAUGGACAUCACAUCGUAGGGGUGUUCACUGUCCCUGAUGUCAACGGCAAACCAGACCCACUGGCUGUGGCGGCGGCUAAGGACAACAUUCCGGUAUUUAAGUACAAGAGGUGGCAGGUGAAGAAGGUGGCGGUCCCCGAGAUUCUGGCGGAAUACAAGUCUGUAGGGGCGGAGCUUAACGUGCUCCCCUUCUGCUCUCAGUUCAUCCCCAUGGAUGUCAUCAACUACCCCAAGUACCAGUCUAUCAUCUACCACCCCUCCCUCCUACCCAGGCAUCGAGGGGCAUCAGCCAUUAACUGGACCCUGAUGCAGGGAGAUAAAACGGGCGGGUUCUCUAUUUUCUGGGCCGACGAUGGACUGGACACAGGACCGAUCCUCCUACAGAAGAAGUGCUAUGUUGCCCCUGAUGACACUGUAGACACCAUUUACAACCGCUUCCUGUUUCCAGAAGGGGUCAAAGCCAUGGGAGAGGCUGUCCAGAUGAUCCACCAAGGGAGAGCACCGCGGAUUGUGCAGCCUGAAGAGGGCGCUACAUAUGAUGCUCUUCUGAAAAAGGCCAAUGUCAAGAUUGACCUGAAUCAGUCUGCAGAGAACAUCCAUAAUUUUAUCAGAGGCUGUGACAAGGUGCCAGGGGCCUGGAUUGAGAUCAAGGGGGAGAAAGUGACGUUAUUUGGGUCCAGACUUUGGAACAGGAUGGAACCCCGAGGUACACAGGUGGAUAUACCUGGUGCCAGUAAACCAGCCAUUGUUCACAAGAAUGGAAUGGUCAUCUUCGGCAACGAUGGGAAAAUGGUGAAUGUUAGUCAGCUACAGUUCGAGAAUGGGAAGAUGAUCCAGGCGUCUAAAUUUGGCAAGGAGGACACCUCUCAGACCAAGCUAGAACUGACUCCAGAGGAGGAAAAUAUGAUCAAAAAUCUUAAGGUUGUAUGGGGUGGGAUACUCAACAUUGAAGUGGAUGAAUCAACUGAUUUCUUCAAGUCUGGUGCAGGGUCCAUGGAUGUUGUAAGGUUGGUGGAAGAGGUCAAGGAGAAAUGUAAUGGCGUUAGUCUACAGAAUGAGGACGUGUAUAUGAAUGCCGGGUUUGAGGAUUUUGCCAGUUGUGUGAUCCGUAGAUUCCGAGGAAUAGAGGAUAAGGAGCCAUUCACAUUUGAUGCUGUCAACAUGCGAGUGAACAACAUGGAUCUGUCCUUCCCUCACCAGUGCUUUAUUGACAACGAAUUUGUGGACUCGUCUGAUGGAAGGACGUUUGACACAAUUAACCCUAAUGAUGAAUCUGUGAUCUGUAAGGUGUCCAGGGGUACACCAGAGGACGUGAACAGAGCUGUAGAGGCUGCCAAGGUUGCUUUCUAUGAAGGUGAAUGGGGGAAGAUGAAUGCCAGGGACAGAGGAACACUCAUGUUCAGACUGGCAGAUUUAAUGGAUGAGCACCGGGAAGAGUUAGCUACGCUGGAGAGCAUUGACUCAGGAGCUGUAUACACUCUAGCCUUGAAGACACACGUGGGGAUGUCUAUUGACACAUUCAGAUACUUUGCUGGCUGGUGUGAUAAGAUUCAGGGUUUGACCAUUCCUAUUAACCAUGCACGGCCAAACAAGAACCUGACCUACACCAAGAGGGAGCCUAUUGGAGUGUGUGCAAUUGUGGUGCCCUGGAAUUACCCCUUGAUGAUGUUGGCGUGGAAAAUGGCAGCUUGUUUGGCAGCAGGCAACACAGUAGUCCUAAAACCAGCACAGGUCACUCCUCUGACAGCCCUGAAAUUUGCAGAACUUGUUGUGAAGGCUGGGUUUCCACCAGGAGUAAUCAACAUCUUACCUGGUCCAGGUUCUUCCAUUGGACAAGCCAUGUCAGAACAUCCAGAGAUCAGGAAGCUUGGAUUCACAGGAUCCACUCCUAUUGGAAAAACCAUCAUGGAAAGUUGUGCCAAGGUUAACCUGAAGAAGGUCUCUCUGGAGCUGGGAGGGAAAUCCCCUCUGAUUAUAUUUAGUGACUGUGAUAUGGACAAAGCUGUUAGAAUGGGAAUGAGUUCAGUGUUUUUCAACAAGGGAGAGAACUGUAUAGCUGCAGGAAGGCUGUUUGUUGAGGAAUCUAUACAUGACGAAUAUGUGGAACGCAUUAUUGGGGAGAUUAAGAAGAUGAAGAUUGGGGACCCGCUUGACCGCUCCACUGACCACGGCCCACAGAACCACAGAGCUCACCUGGAGAAAUUACUGGAGUACUGUCAAGUGGGGGUUAAAGAGGGAGCCAAGCUGGUGUAUGGGGGCAAACAGGUCGACAGGAAAGGACUGUUCAUGGAGCCCACAGUGUUUACCGGGGUGGAGGACCACAUGUUUAUUGCUCAGGAGGAGUCCUUUGGUCCGGUUAUGAUCAUCUCCAAAUUCCAAGACGGGGACAUAGAUGGUGUGUUGAAGAGUGCCAAUGGAACAGAGUAUGGUCUGGCCUCAGGUGUGUUUACUAACGACAUCAACAAGGCUAUGUAUGUGGCUGAUCACCUCGAUGCUGGAACUGUGUUUGUCAACACGUACAACAAGACUGAUGUGGCAUCUCCCUUUGGAGGUUUCAAACAGUCUGGAUUUGGAAAGGAUCUUGGAAUGGAAGCGCUGACAGAAUAUCUCAAGACAAAAGCAGUUACUGUAGAGUAUGGACAGAGUAGCUGAAGGACUGAGACAGAAAGAAGAGAACCAAGUUCAAAUUCUGAGGGUGUGAGAUUUGUACUUCCAUUCCAUUAAAACAAAUGUAUGAUGCAUAAAAAAGACUUGUUUUAUCAAACACUGGUUUCUCUGUGCCAAAAAAGACAACCUCAUUAAAAUAUUUCAUCACUAUUUUUUAACCAAUUUUGAACAGUUUUAUUUUAGAUAAUACAUGUAUUAAUAUUGAAUAACUGUGUUGUAACACAAAACAGUGUUGUACAAUUUUAGAUAAUGAAAUAUCUUUCUAAUGUCAUAGACUUAUUUGUUUUAAAGGUAUUGGAUUUUAUUUUUUAACUUCAUAGUUUUAGAUUAGUUAUUUUUGCCGCCCCUUACUCUAAUGCAUCAUAUCACUGUACAUCUUUUUUUCCCUGAUACUUUUUGAAUUUAGUUUUUAAGACCAAAGAAAAUACAUUAAAUACAAAUCCCAUCUUUGUUUUGUCAUAUCUAGUCAGACGUGGUUUGUAGGCUUGUUAAUGCUGGUGUUUAUUACUGUGCCAUGUCCAGGAAGAUCUGCUCACGCAAUCAUUUCCUCAUAAUUUGUGUAACCAAUUUCACCACACUGUGCACUUAAAUAGUACAGGCACCAUUAGCACAUUGAGUUUGCAAGCAUAUCGGUAAUGUUUUGAGAAACAUACUCAAAAAGAGUAAAUAUUCUCAACUUAAUCAUCAAUCUAAUUAAAAUCAAACCUUCACUAGCUCCUUUUUAUUGUGUAUUUUCACGUGACAAACAAAAUAAAAAGGAGCUAGUGAAGGUUUGAUUUUAAUCAGACUGCUUAAUCAUGUUUAAUAAUUUUUUAUUUAAUUUAAAAAGUAAGUUGCAGGUAAUGGAAUUUAUUGUUGUUACCGUUUAGAUGUGGUAAAUUUUUGAUUAAAUGUAUUGGAAAACUAGCCAAUAUACACUCCAAUAGAAUUAUAUAGAGAGCUUACCAAGCAUUUAUUUUUUCACUGAAUUGUUUUAAGCCUUUUUUUUAAGGCACAUACCUAUGUACUUAUUUUAUGUUUUUAUUUUUGUCAUUUGGUAACUAGCAUUUUAAAGUGUACUGUAGAGGUUUAAAAAUCAUGUUUUGUUAAAGCUUUGGGUAAACUGUUCAUCUUUUCUGUGGAUUUUUGUACAUUUGCUUCCUUUAUAUGAGGGGAUAUUGCUUGCUUUUGGCCAGCUAUUUUACAUAUGUACAUGGAGUUUUGUUGGUGAUUUUCGACUUUUCUUUCACUAUGUUGGUUGUGCUUUUUGUCAGACUGUUGUACAUCGUUAACUUCUCUACUUGAUAUAGCCAUAAUAUAAUCUGUAAUAAUAUGCACGUAAUGACUCUUAAAUAUAAAUAAUGAUAUUUAAAUGAAGGUUAAAGAAGGAAAUAUUCCCUUGACACAUGUUAUUCAUUGUUAAAUCUAAUGUGCCAUAAGCUAUGGAUAUUUAAUCAAAAUAAGUGUUAUGAUUUUUAUUGAAUUCUCAAUUAGGCCAAAAAAAAAAGUAAUUAAUAGUUUCUCAGGCCAAAAAAUUCAAAAUUCAAUGCGACAGACAGGCUUUUUUUUUUUGAAACAGGUUUUACACCUUUUUUAAGCCAUUUAUUAAAGAAAAUGAUAAUAUCUACUACUUCUUAAUUUUUGUUCUCUGAAAUUAGUUAUAAUAUGUAUUCCAUUUGAAAUAAUGUUAUUCCAAACAUUUAUUUAACAGUUAAUUUAGAAAAUACUUUAAAUUUAGAAGAAAUGUAUUGUUUUUCUAAUAAAAACGUCUUUCUUGGCAAUUAUGAAAAGGGGAAUAACUCGAUUUUCUUUUUCAGCUUUGAAAAAUAGAAAAUUGAGUUAUUUCCCUUUUCAAUAUGUCAAUAAAAUUGAUCAAUGCGGCCGUUUUUGAACUGAUGCGGCGGUGCCUGAGAAACUAUUGAUUAAUUUUUUUUGGCCUUAUAAAAAAUAUGUAGUUUGUGUACAUAUGAUAAAAAUUGACAUAUUUACUUCAAAACUUUUGAUACAUCCUAAAUGUGUUUUCUUUUUUCAUCUUAUUUUCCCCUAACUAUCAUGAUUCAGACAAAUUUAUGAAUAUUGAGAAUGUUUUUGUAAGAUGCAAGAGAGUUGAUUUAUGAGUUUCAUCUAGAUGCUAAAAUAUUUGUCAUAUUUCAAAGCCUUUUCAACUAUUUGAAAUGGAUCAGUAUUAUACAUUGUAUUGAUAGGUGAUCAGAUUUGAAUAUCUGAAUUUAUGUUGGAAGUAAGGGUUGUGUAUCAAUAUUUUAGUUUAAGAAAAUAUGCUGAAUGCAGUAUGAAUGUUCAUUUUAAUAUUGUGGAAUUUGAAGCUUUUGCAGUGGCAUUUGAGAGAUUUCUAUAAAAUCUCUAAAUUGUU
Saccostrea cuccullata (small rock oyster) is the source of this 5236-nucleotide messenger RNA. RefSeq names its product cytosolic 10-formyltetrahydrofolate dehydrogenase-like. The coding region runs from base 157 to 2871 and encodes 904 amino acids. The record is from RefSeq and is a predicted model, not a curated record. Gene Ontology annotation, cellular component: cytoplasm. Gene Ontology annotation, biological process: 10-formyltetrahydrofolate catabolic process; biosynthetic process; one-carbon metabolic process. The transcript has 25 exons. Gene Ontology annotation, molecular function: formyltetrahydrofolate dehydrogenase activity; aldehyde dehydrogenase (NAD+) activity. NCBI's taxonomy places the organism in Eukaryota, Metazoa, Mollusca, Bivalvia, Ostreida, Ostreidae.